This is a messenger RNA of Sphaeroforma arctica JP610, 212 nucleotides long. RefSeq names its product 50S ribosomal protein L27. Gene Ontology annotation, molecular function: structural constituent of ribosome. The annotation marks the transcript as partial. Lineage: Eukaryota; Ichthyosporea; Ichthyophonida. The record is from RefSeq and is a predicted model, not a curated record. Gene Ontology annotation, biological process: translation. The transcript has 2 exons. Gene Ontology annotation, cellular component: mitochondrial large ribosomal subunit; ribosome.
UAACGACUGUGUUCAACCGAACUGCUACCAAGAAGGCCGGAGGUACCUCUAAGAAUGGCCGCAAAACUGCCGGAAAGCGAUUGGGUGUCAAGAAGUUUGAAGGCGAGGAAGUAGUCUGCGGUAAUAUUAUUAUCCGACAAAGGGGACAGAAGAUACACCCUGGGGAAAAUGUAUGUAUCUUUCAAAUAGUGCCCAACGGCGGCAGGUUCUAA